Molecule: messenger RNA, 2412 nt
Organism: Dermatophagoides pteronyssinus (European house dust mite)
Lineage: Eukaryota; Metazoa; Arthropoda; Arachnida; Sarcoptiformes; Pyroglyphidae
Gene: Sf3a1
Product: splicing factor 3a subunit 1
Biological process (GO): regulation of alternative mRNA splicing, via spliceosome; mRNA cis splicing, via spliceosome
Cellular component (GO): catalytic step 2 spliceosome; U2 snRNP; U2-type prespliceosome
Molecular function (GO): RNA binding; protein binding
Source: RefSeq, a predicted model, not a curated record
GCAUCAAUCUUUUCAAGCGUACAAUUGUGUCAAUUCUAUUGGAUUCCAUAUAAAUAAACAAUAUUAUUAAUUUGUUUUUAUCAAUUGAUUAUAUGUAAUCUUGACCAUGACUGGUGAAAUCAGUAUCAUAUAUCCGCCUCCAGAAAUUCGAAAUAUUGUAGACAAAACCGCAAGUUUUGUUGCACGUAAUGGACCUGAAUUUGAGACUCGUAUUCAACAGAGUGAACCUAAUAACAGAAAAUUCAAUUUUCUUAAGCCUGGAGAUCCAUAUAAUGCAUACUAUCAGUUUAAAGUCAAAGAGUUUCGUGAAGCCGCUUCAAACAAUGCUAGCGAAAAUCAAAAUAUUCAAGAACAAGAAUUAAAACAACAAGUAGAUGCCGACUCAACAUCUGAAACGGUUGCGGAUUGUAACCAAAAUGAUCAAUCAAUUACAACAGUUUCAUCAGUUAUUAGCAAGUCUGCUGCUCCCAAAAUAACUGAUUCAAAAAAAUUGGAAAAUAUAAUGAUUACACCGAUAAUACCUCGUGGUCCGCCUCCAUCGUUUGAAUUUUCCGAUGAUGCACCAUCUAUUUCUGCUUAUGAGCUAGAUAUUGUAAAAUUAACUGCUCAAUUUGUUGCGAUUCAUGGUCGUUCAUUUCUUAACACCUUAAUGAACAAGGAAAGCCGCAAUUAUCAAUUUGAUUUUUUGCGUCCACAACAUGGAUUGUUCACUUAUUUCACUCAAUUGAUUGAACAAUAUAGUAAAAUAUUAAUGCCGGCAAAACAAUUUCUGAAUUCUUUGGAAAAAGAAUCUGACGAUCCCAAAUUAGUUCUGGAAAAAAUUCGAUAUCGAACCGAAUGGACAAAAAUAGUCGAAGCAGAAAAGCGUAAAGAAGAAGAAGAAGCCGAAAAAGAACGUAUUCAAUACGCACAAAUCGAUUGGCAUGAUUUUGUCAUUGUUGAAACAGUUGACUAUCAACAAAAUGAAUCGGGCAAUUUUCCGCCUCCCACAACACCCGAACAAGUUGGUACCCGAUUACUUAUGCAACAAAGGAUCGAAGCAAAUGGAACGGAAACGGUUGAAAUGGAUGUUGAUUCCGAUGAAGAAAAGAAUGAUGGGGCAGAAAAUAAAAAUAAUGAACCAUUACCACCGUUGCCACCAUCCUUGGACAAUGUUCUCAUCCGCAAAGAUUAUAAUCCUAAAAUGGCUAAAUCACAACCAACACAAGCUGUUUCGACAAAGAAAUUGCCUGAUAAUUAUGUUAUAUCACCAAUUACCGGGGAGAAAAUUCCAGCUGAUAAAUUACAAGAACAUAUGCGUUAUAGUUUGCUGGAUCCGAGAUGGGUUGCUGAACGCGAUCGUACUAUGCAGGAAAAGAUUCAACAGGAAGAGGUUUAUGCUGCUGGGUCUGCCAUUGAAAGUUCAUUGAAAAAUUUGGCCGAACGUCGUACAGAUAUAUUCGGUUCAGGGGAUGAGGAAACAUUAAUCGGUCGAAAAAUUGGCGAAGAAGAGCAACGAAAACAUGAAAAAGUUACAUGGGAUGGUCAUAUGAAUAGUAUGGAAGCAACAUCACGUGCCGCUCGUGCAAAUAUUUCAAUUGAGGAACAAAUUCAACAUAUUCAUAAAGUCAAAGGAUUACUUCCUGACGAUGAUAAAGAUAAAAUUGGCCCAAGUAUGCCAACCACAUCAACAUCGACCAAUCCAAACAUGAUUGUUAAUACUGUACCAAAUAUGCCACCACCUCAACCGAUUCGUCAUCCUGUUACGGCUGGUUCACUUUUGAUGACUCCAACUUCUACGACACCAAUGAUGCCACCAACACCUAGCGAUUACGGUUUGAUCACAGGAACAUUACCAAUGUAUGCUACGCAUACGAUGCCAACAUCGAUGGCUUCACAUAUGGCACCUCCACCUGCAGGCUUGAUUCCUCAACCUAAUAUUCCAGUACAACCACCACUGAUUCCAAAUGUUGGGGAAUCAAUCGAACCAGUAUACAAGAAACAACGAACCGAAGAUAAUUUGAUUCCGGAAGAAGAAUUUUUGAAAACAUGUUCAUCUCCAAAUAUAACAAUUAAAAUACACCUACCAAAAUCAUCGGAAAAACCGGAAUGGAAAUUGAAUGGUCAAGUUAUCAAUUUGACAUUGCCAUAUACUGAUUCGCUUUCAGUGGUCAAAGCGAAAAUUCAUGAACUAACCAAUCUUCCUCCUGGAAAACAAAAACUUCAAACUGAAGGAAUCUUUUUAAAAGAUCAAAAUUCAAUGGCAUUUUAUAAUCUACCCAAUGGAGCAUCUAUUUUAUUAGCAUUAAAAGAACGUGGCGGACGCAAAAAAUAAACGUAAUAACUUUUUAUUUUAUACAUUCAUAAAGAAUUGCUUCUCAUAAUUAUUACAAAUAAAUCUAAAAGACAAUCGACCGAGUUUCUUUUUUUCUG